Molecule: messenger RNA, 363 nt
Organism: Acomys russatus (golden spiny mouse)
Lineage: Eukaryota; Metazoa; Chordata; Mammalia; Rodentia; Muridae
Product: huntingtin-interacting protein M
Exons: 1
Coding region: 1-363 (120 amino acids)
Cellular component (GO): nucleosome
Molecular function (GO): protein heterodimerization activity; DNA binding; structural constituent of chromatin
Source: RefSeq, a predicted model, not a curated record
AUGUCGGGGAAGAAGAACCAAGAAAAACCUUGCAGUGACAACAAGCAGAUGGAAGAUACUACGUCGUCUUCUUCUAGGCUUGAGGUACAGGUUCCUGUCAACUAUGUGUAUCGCCUACUGCAGGAGGAGCAGUAUACCCCCUGUCUAGGUUCCACCACUUCAGAUUUCCUCCUUGCCAUGCUUGAUUACCUUACCGACUACAUGCUGGAGGUGGUGGGCUCCGAAGCCAGCAUCACCAGCCAACAAGACAGUCCUCAAAACGGAGAGAGACGAGGAGACAACAACUGUGAACCCUCUCAGGCCUUCAAGAACGCACCUUUCUCUCUGUUUGAUGAGAUACCUGGACCCAGAAGGAAUGGCUGA